This is a messenger RNA of Amborella trichopoda, 1792 nucleotides long. RefSeq lists its product as uncharacterized. Lineage: Eukaryota; Viridiplantae; Streptophyta; Magnoliopsida; Amborellales; Amborellaceae. The record is from RefSeq and is a predicted model, not a curated record.
UCCCUCUCACACAUACACAUGUCGAGGGACCAGGUGCCACACCCCCCAUCCACAUGCCCUCAAAUUUUCGAACCUUUAUGCUUUCCUCUCUCUUUCUCUCUCUAAAUUAAGCACGCUUCCUUCACUUCCUCCCUCCUUUUCCUCAAGUUUCUCUCUCUAACAGAUGUUCAUGAAUACGAGUUAAAUGUUCAUGAAUACGAGUUAAAUAUGGGUCAUGAAAUCUUUGAGAAUGCUCUAGUCUAUACCAUGGGCUUCUUAUUGCGAUCAUUUUCAUGGUUUCCACCACUCAACUCUGAUCCUCUGUUCUCUUUUUUGGUUGCAUGGUACACGGUCAUCUUUCUGUAUUUUCCAGUCCAUAUUUUUCAGGUUUUUCUCUCUCCGGUGACGAUUUUUACAGGAGUUCUGCUUGCGUCCCUUCUCCACCUUGGAGGGGUUCAAAGAGUGCAGAACCGGAAAGAGAUCACCAUUCAUCAGGCAAUUGAAUGGCCGGAAAACAGAGAGAAAUGCGUGAAAUCGAGCUGCGGAAACAGCGAACUUGUAGAGAGAGAAACUGUGGAAUUUGUUGGAGAAGAGAGGGAAACUGUGAAUUUUGUCGAAGAGUCGGAUCAAAGAAGAUUUGGCUUGAGCAUUGGGGUCGAGGGGGAGGGGGAGGUGGAGGUUGAAAUGGGGAGGAGAGAGAGAGAAGAGAGAGAAACUGUGGAAUUCGUUGAGGAAUUGGGCGAUCAGAGAAGUGGGGUUUUUGGCAUUGGGGUUGAGGGUGAGCUGGAGAUUGAUUUCGGGCAGAGACUCUCACUCCCGAAAGAAGAGAGAGAAAUUGCAGAAGAGAGAGAAGGAGAGCAAGAAGAGAGAGACAUUGCAGAAGAGAGAGAAGGAGAGCAAGAAGAAAGGGAAACUGUCGAUGAAGGGUUGAGCAAUCAAAGAAGUGGGUCUCCAAGCGUUGGGGUGAAGGGGCAACCAGAACUUGAUUUCAGGCAGAGUGCGUCACUUUCCCAAGCAGAGAGAGAAAGUAGAGAAGAGAGAGAAAAUGUAUAUUUAAUUGAAGAAUUGGGAAAUCAAAGACAUGGAUCUUCAAGCAUGGGGGUCGAGGGGCAAGUGGAGGUUGAUUUCCGGCAAAGAGUAUCAUUUUCCAGCGUCUUUGGGGAGUGGAACCAUAGAGCCCCCUUAGAGGUCAUAUACGAAGAAUACGAAGGUGAAGAAGAAGAAGAUCCUAAUAAUAUCCUUCCAAAAAGUCCCCAAAAGUUGCCGGAAAAUUCUUUUCCGGCAACCAAAGGGGCUUUCUCUUGGGUUUCGGAUGAUAUUUUCCCAUUGGGUUCGUAUCUCCCUGAUUCAGAUUCAGGAAGCUCAUCAGAAGACGAUAUGGAGCCGGAAAAUGGGUGUUUUUGGUGGGAGGAAGAGAGAGAAGGAGACAAUCUCAUCGAGAUUUCUCUCUCUAAAACCGAUGUUUCCCCUGCAACUGAAAGAUUUCAAGCUAUGGCUAUAGCCUUGGGAGACGAUGAGAAUCUCAUAGAGAUUGAUCUUUCCGAUCAAGAAGUCGCCGGGAAAAAGAAGAUUCCGGCGAGUAUUAGUGUGCUUAAACAAGAGUUAUAUGAGAAGCUCUUGUUUUGACUGAUAUAAAUAUGUAAUAAUGAAGUUAGAAAAGAGCAUUAGGCUGUUGGUUGUGUAAAAGAUCACAUAGAAAAUGGAUUUAAAUGGAUGGCACUGUAUAAUCAUGAGGCUAAUUGAGCUAGCUUGGAUUUGUUGAGAAGAGUUUUUUAUUUGAUUGGAUUUAAUGUGAAAUUCCUUGUUCUUUACC